AUGGUUCUGGUACUGGCAUUAGGUGAUUUGCACAUACCCCACAGGGCGUCUGAUCUGCCACCAAAGUUCAAGUCCAUGCUUGUUCCAGGCAAGAUCCAGCAUAUAAUCUGCACUGGAAACUUAUGUAUCAAAGAGGUUCAUGACUACUUGAAGACUGUUUGCCCAGACUUGCAUAUUGCUCGAGGCGAAUAUGAUGAGGAGACACGUUAUCCGGAGACGAAGACACUUAGUAUCGGUCAGUUUAAGCUUGGAGUGUGCCAUGGUCAUCAGGUUAUUCCAUGGGGGGACCUGGACUCGCUGGCCAUGCUCCAGAGGCAGCUGGACGUAGACAUUCUUGUGACCGGUCAUACCCAUCAGUUUACAGCAUACAAACAUGAGGCCGGAGUUGUUAUAAAUCCAGGGUCGGCAACAGGUUCCUACAGUAGCAUCACCUACGAUGUUAAUCCAAGCUUUGUUCUCAUGGACAUUGAUGGUCUGCGUGUUGUUGUAUAUGUCUACGAACUCAUUGAUGGAGAGGUUAAGGUUGACAAAAUUGAUUUUAAGAAGACAACGACAUCAAGCACGUGA
Fraxinus pennsylvanica is the source of this 567-nucleotide messenger RNA. The record is from the annotation of a GenBank genome assembly. Lineage: Eukaryota; Viridiplantae; Streptophyta; Magnoliopsida; Lamiales; Oleaceae.